AUGAAUGGAACUAUGGACGAUGAACAGCGUUUGCUGCACAGCAAUCCAAUGAGACCAGUUCCAUUAAAUCACAACUUCUAUGAGCAAAUUUUGCAGAAAAAUCUUGGGUCGGCAUUUGAUGAAACCGCGAGUACUGCGGAAAGUUCUGAACACUCGUAUCCAUCUACGUCUGCUACUGCACCGGACACUGCAAAUAUUGUCGAACAUCUCAUGAAAACCAACGAAAGAUACAUCGCUGAAGCCGCGUUGAAACAGGUAGCGAACAGCGUGGUCAACGUAAAUCAUCAGCAAUUCAAUGAUUUGAUACCGAUUUCUUUCGACCAAGACGAGUUUAUUAAAAAUAUCGAAGCACAAAUGGCUGCGAAAAAACGAUAA
Messenger RNA from Caenorhabditis bovis, 375 nucleotides. NCBI's taxonomy places the organism in Eukaryota, Metazoa, Nematoda, Chromadorea, Rhabditida, Rhabditidae. The record is from the annotation of a GenBank genome assembly.